AUGACGGACGAAUGCAAGGCCCUCAAGUGGACGAAACUGCUGAUUGAAGGAACUGAUCUGAUGGGCCGACCAAUCACCGUGGCUAGAGACUUCAAGAAGAUGCUCGAGGACGCUGGAUUUGUCGAUGUCGUCGUGAAGAAGGAGAAGUGGCCUUAUACGCCCUGGCCAAAGGACCCGAAGUACAAAGAGUUGGGCGAAUGGGAUAAGGAGUCGGCGUUGCAAGGGAUUGAAGCCAUCACCAUGGCUCUAUUCACCCGUAUGCUUGAUUGGAGUGUCCCGGAGACGACAGUCUUCUGUGCCGAGGUUCGAAAUGAACUUAAGAGGGUGGACAUCCACGCCUAUUACGACGUUUACUCUGUCUAUGGCCAGAAGCCGGAGAAAGAGCCCUCGCAAGCCCCCGAGAACAACCCGGAGGAGUGA
Colletotrichum chrysophilum is the source of this 420-nucleotide messenger RNA. RefSeq lists its product as uncharacterized. The record is from RefSeq and is a predicted model, not a curated record. Lineage: Eukaryota; Fungi; Ascomycota; Sordariomycetes; Glomerellales; Glomerellaceae. Bases 1 to 420 code for a protein of 139 amino acids. The transcript is spliced from 2 exons.